AUGAGUUGUACAAACAAUGAAGGAUAUGAGAGCGAUACGAGCGUCUUUCUGAGGAAAAGUGGCUUCAGUAAGAGGACGUUGGAAAAGAACAUCGAGAUUGAAAGACUACAAGAGAAGAUUGUACAUAGCGAAAGGCAGCACAAGGAAUGCAUUGCCCACUUACAAGACGAACUGACAAGAUGCCACGCGAGGCUUCGAGAAAGACUUGCAACGGAUGGUCAAUUUGAAGAGUUGAUGGGACUCGGGGGUCGUGGAGAUUUUAGAUCGUUUGGUAUGCUGCGCGUCUACGAGAACAUGGCAUUGAAUAUACUAUCUGUAAAGCCCAAUUUUCAGGAGACUGUCUCCAAAGAUGCUUACGCCAUGCUUUUCUCCUGGUGCUACAAAUCUUGGCUAACCCAGGACUUGGCUCGCAAUAUUGCCGGAGGAAUACGGAUUCUCUCGCGAGACAAGGAGCUUAAGAACGAUUUACUCGAUUGCGGUGCUCUCGAAGCUAUGAUUCAAAUCAUCAAAUCUUUCCAAAAAACCAAAGCUUUUGCUGCUCUUGAGCAUGCCUUGGCGUCAAUAUCAAAUUUUUGUAUCAAGAAUUCAAUCGCUCGACAAGUCUUGGUUCAAACAGAAGGCACGAUAUCACUUCUUUGGAUGCUGCUAGAGGGUAUAAGGAUUCUCAUCGAGUAUGUCGACGACAAUUAUCCUCCCGCUGUCAUCGAGAAGGCUUGCUCUGCUCUAGCCCACAUGUCAUGCGGGAUCGGUUUGAAGGAUGAAAUUGCACAGCAUGGAGGCAUUGAAGCAGCCGUGGCUGUUUGUAACAAAGCUGUAACUCCAGGACAAUUCGAGCUUUUGAAAUUAUGUGGUGGAGUGAAUGCUUUGAUACAAAUCAUCGGCUCGUGCAGGAAAGAAUCAGUUCUAUAUCAAGCGGAAGCUGCACUGUCAAAUGUUGCAACCAACGAAUUUUGUCGCGCAGAAUUGAAACGUAAAUACGGAUGGACAAAGGAGAAAUAUUAUGACAGGAACGCUUCUUUGUCAUCUCCUCACGCAAGCGUAACAUCACCGCUGAACAAGGUAGGCACCAAAGUGAGGAUGGGUUAG
Molecule: messenger RNA, 1086 nt
Organism: Guillardia theta CCMP2712
Lineage: Eukaryota; Cryptophyceae; Pyrenomonadales; Geminigeraceae
Exons: 6
Coding region: 1-1086 (361 amino acids)
Molecular function (GO): protein binding
Source: RefSeq, a predicted model, not a curated record